CAAAAUCCCCCUCCCUACGACACUGUCGUUACCAGUGUUGGCUAACUCUCCAAGACUAGGGGUGUUAUCGGUUUAGGGCAAGUUAUAAAAACAAAGAAAGAUGUCCCUGGCCAGCAGAAUUUUGCAGCAAAGCUCCCGCCUUUGGAGUGGGCUGAGUUCGGCACGAGGUUUCCAUAUGCUCGUGCGGCCGGCGGCGCCUGUCAGCGCCCCCAUACCAAGCACACAACUGAUGACCGGCUCAGCUCCGAUUCAGCAAGGAUCAUUGGGACUCCUGACCCCUUGCUCGACGCUGCUGCAGCAGGUGGCCGGGUUCAAAGUGAAGGGUCGUUUGAAGCGGCGCUGCAAGGACUGCUACAUCGUGGUGCGGCAGGAGCGCGGUUAUGUCAUCUGUCCCACGCAUCCGCGCCACAAGCAGAUGGCGAUGAAAAAGCGCGACUACAAGUCCUGGAUCCUCACACAUGCCACGCAGUCCAAGGAGCGGGGCUUUUAGACCUAUUUACAUAGUUGAAGGCGUGUUAAGAAUAAAAGAAAAAUACAUAAAACAGACUACCACCCAGGUGGCCCCUUUAGGCGUUUUCCAACACA
Messenger RNA from Drosophila kikkawai, 585 nucleotides. It is a transcript of the gene mRpL36, whose product is annotated as mitochondrial ribosomal protein L36. Gene Ontology annotation, biological process: translation. Lineage: Eukaryota; Metazoa; Arthropoda; Insecta; Diptera; Drosophilidae. The record is from RefSeq and is a predicted model, not a curated record. Gene Ontology annotation, cellular component: ribosome; mitochondrial large ribosomal subunit. Gene Ontology annotation, molecular function: structural constituent of ribosome.